AUGGAGGAAAAGAAGACAAUCAACUAUUUCAAAACAAGAAUCACUCGGUUGGUGAACCAAGUGAAGGCAUGUGGAGAAACCAUUACGGAGCAGUAUGUUGUCGCUAAAAUCUUGCGUUCUUUAACACCAAGAUUCGAUAACAUAGUUGUGGCGAUUGAGGAGUCGAAGGAUCUUGUGACGAUGAGCAAAGAGGAGUUGCAAAGUUCUCUUGAGGCUCAUGAAGUCCCAAAAUCAAAGAAUUCGACUUGUCAAAGGCGUGAGAGCAAUUACAAUAAACAUGGUGGUCAAGGAAACUUUAGAGGCGAAAGGAAGAGGUUUGACAAGAGCAAGGAGAAAUGCUACAAGUGUCAACAAUUUGGUCAUUUUGCGAAAGAAUGCAAUGCGGACAAGAAGGAAUCUCAAGGAGAUGAAGCCAAUGUUGUAAGGGAAGAGUUUAAUGGAGAGAACACACUCUUGGUCAUGAUCACGAAAGAAAAUUGUAGCAGCAAACAACUGCGGAACUGUAGCUGCAGCAUCUCAAAGAAUGCUGAAAAAUUGAGUUAUGGCCGGUUGAAUGAUACGAUUGACCGGUUGCGUGAAGAGGAAGACGCCAUGAUGAGUAUGAAAGGAGUCCAAUACACUGAAGAGGGACAUUUGGACUCAGGUUAUUCAAAUCAUAUGACGAUAAGAAAGGAUUUGUUUGUCAAAAUCAAUCGUGCCAUGAAGAACAAAGUAAAGUUUGCGGAUGACACCACUCUAAUGGCCGAUGGUAUCAAUGAUGAUUACAAGAUUCACAUGGAAAAUAAGGGGCUGAGCAUUUUGGAUGCAAAUGAAGUUUUGGUCCUUAAAAUGCCUAUGGUUGCCAAUAGAACUUUCAAGGUUGAGUUGAAGGUUAUGGAACAUAGAUGUAUUGAUACUGCAAUAAGUCGUGAAGAACAAAUGUGA
Lathyrus oleraceus (garden pea) is the source of this 924-nucleotide messenger RNA. RefSeq lists its product as uncharacterized. Lineage: Eukaryota; Viridiplantae; Streptophyta; Magnoliopsida; Fabales; Fabaceae. Gene Ontology annotation, molecular function: zinc ion binding; nucleic acid binding. The transcript has 3 exons. The record is from RefSeq and is a predicted model, not a curated record. Bases 1 to 924 code for a protein of 307 amino acids.